AGUAACCAAAACCUUCUGGGAGGUAUUUUCUCUGCGCUGUUAAACAUUUAGCUGGUUGAAGAGCGCGUCUCUGUUCCUGUUCCUUAUGACGCAAGCUUUAGCAGUUAUUUUAAGAUAAUUUUUUUGUUGUUUGUUUGUUUGACAAAGUUUUUGAGGAAACAGAAAAUGAAGAACAGACCAACUUUUAGAAGAUAGCUUAUUACAGUCUGCGCCGUGAUAGCAGAUCUUCCAAAUUCAUGUUUUGGUAUUGUUGAGGGGGCGUUCUGUCAUCGUUACAUUUGGUGACUCUUCUACUAAAAAGCUCUUAGCUUUGGAAGCACUUCGGAUCCUGAAGCCUGUUCUUUUAUAAAGCUUGAAGGGAACCCGACCCGACUACUUUAUAUAAACACAAAACGGAACACGUACAAUAAGAGGAAAAACAGAGAGAAGGCUGCCGCUGUAACCAGUGUAGUGUAAUUUCUGAAUUGAAGAACCGAAGCUGUGUUCCCUGCCCCCUGACUAUGGAAACAGAGGCUACAGAUGGCUAUCUUGCUAGUAACGGUGACCACUCUCCCAGAAGAGAACACUCCAGCAUGGUGGUGGACCUGUCCUCAAACACUCCCAAUGGGCAGUACUCCCCAAGCACAAAACUAAUCAAGCUAGAAGCUCAGAGUGAUGAGGAGUCGGAGCACAGGGCCCUGGCUCAGGAGGAGGGGGUCCCGAGUGUGGAGGAGGCAGGCAGGAUGGAGGAGCCCCUGAUGGGGAGCCACAAUGGGCUUCACGACCACAGCCAGGGAGCGGAGGGGCCCGGUGACGGAGGAAUCCGACUGCCCAACGGUAAACUGAAGUGUGACAUCUGUGGGAUUGUAUGCAUUGGGCCCAAUGUGCUAAAUGUUCAUAAGAGGAGCCAUACUGGCGAGCGUCCGUUCCAGUGUAACCAGUGUGGAGCCUCGUUCACUCAGAAGGGAAACCUGCUCCGACACAUCAAACUGCACUCGGGAGAGAAGCCCUUCAAGUGCCCUUUCUGCAGCUAUGCCUGCCGCCGCCGCGAUGCCCUCGCCGGACACCUCCGGACCCACUCUGUGGGCAAGCCACACAAGUGCAACUGCUGUGGGCGGAGCUACAAGCAGCGUGCGUCCUUGGAGGAGCACAAGGAGCGCUGUCACAGCUACCUGCAGAGCGGCCGCCUGGACCCUGCCACACACGCUGGGGCACUGCAAGUGCCUACCGUUGAAGAGGGGAAGGAACAGGAGCCCAUGAUGGAAGGGAUAUCGCUCGUGCCUUUUGAAAGACCGCCUGUGAUCGAGAGGCUGCACAGCAAUGUAGGGAAACGGAAAAGCACCACGCCUCAGAAAUUCGUGGGUGAGAAACUGAUCCGGUACAGCUACCCAGAUAUGCAAUAUGACAUGGGCCUCAAGGACGCAGAACUGGUGCAUGCCCACAUGAUGGACCAAGCCAUCAACAAUGCCAUCUCCUACCUGGGGGCUGACUCCCUGCGUCCCCUGCUCCAUCACCAGCCUGUGUCCAUGGCGGACGUGGUGCCCAUGAUGAACCCGCUGUACUCUCAGGUUUACCACCCGGGCAGCAGAGAGACUCCACCUGUGAACCUAGACUUCCCAGCAGACAGACCCCUCUCCCUCAUCAGACCAAAGAACCCGCCCGCCGAGCGCGAGGCCUCGCCCAGCAACAGCUGCCUGGAGUCCAUUGACUCGGAGAGCAGCAGCCAUGAGGAGCGCCCGGGCCAUCCCAGCAACCCAGCCUUCAACCCCAAGAGCAGACGGAGCAGCCCAGCCUGCACCAGGCAGGAGCAGAGAGCCCUGGAUGCGAGCAAGGCUGCCGCCGCAGAGGCAGCAACAGCAGGAGUGGCUGCUCCCUCCCUGAGCCCUUCCAGAAACCAGUACAAGGUUUACAGCGGGGAUGGGGAGCAGGUCAAGGCCUUCAAGUGCAAGCACUGUCGGGUCCUGUUUCUGGACCACGUCAUGUACACCAUUCACAUGGGCUGCCAUGGUUACAGAGACCCUCUGGAGUGCAACAUCUGUGGGUACCGGAGCCAGGACCGCUACGAAUUCUCAUCUCAUAUCGUUCGAGGAGAGCACACAUUCCGCUAGGCACUGAGCCGAAGGACACAAAUGAAGUACAAAAAAAUACAUGUAUACAUAUGUAUAUGUGUGUGUGUGUGUGUGUGUACAUAUGUCUAUGUACAUACAAUAUAUAGGUAUGUAUAAAACAGUCUAGGAAGGUCUGCGCAUAGAAAUCUGAAUUAUUUUACUUUUGUAAUUUCAACUUCCAACAAUCUAAAGGAAGAUGUUAGGAGUGGGAGAGAGGGCUUCUUAACUGUUGCUUUGGAUUACAUAACACCCUGUUUUUUGGGUUUUUUUUUUUUUUAAUAUGUGUACAUUUUUUAGUUCUGAGCUUCCUCUAAGUUUUCAUACAGUAUGAAUUCCUCACCAGAGCAGCUAUAGACAGAUUUUAUUCUGUUGCAUUAAUUUAUACCCUCUUAAUUCUUUCUGUCAUUUGCCUCAAGACAAAAUGCCUUUCCUUUAAGUAAAUGUGGUUUUUAGUUGCAAACAGGAGAGAUCUGUCAGUACUUAUCGGACACAAAUUAAUCAAGUGAGUGCAUUUUCUUUUUUUUGAAUCAGAAAAGCUCACUUAGUAGGUUUUUGCAUGAAGGGAUUUUUUUUAGGUCUCCUGGUAUUAGUUUUAGUUGAGUUUAGUCAGCCACCCUUGAGAGUGAAGUGAUUAUUAAUUCAAACCUAAGCUUUGAUGCCACUGUUUGCGCUUGUUUGCAGCAGCAAAAGAAGAAUGGAGAAAUUAUGUAAUCUCUAGACAUGUGUACCUAUUUAUACUUUGUGCUGCAGCUGUAUGUUUGUAUCAUUAUUAUUUAUAAGCAUUACUGUAAGCAAGUGAUGGUGCACUUUGCUUGUGGUACUUUCUGUUUUACUCAAGAAGAGGGAAUAUGAGGCAGUUUGAUGUUACACUGGGAGCCAACAGUCAUUUCACAAUGUGGGCAUAUCACUCAACUCUGCCACUGGGUAGACAUAGCUCUGAGCAGUUUGAAAGCACAUCUUAUAAAAGAUGGGUGAGAUUUCCAGAUCUUACUGUAAGGCAGCUUACAGUAACCUCCUUGCAUACUUCUUAUCAGGCAGUUGAGCUCAGAUACAAGCUGGCAGUUUCAAUCCCUAGAGUCUCUGGUGACAAGGCAUUGGUGACGGAAUUAAUUUGAUCUCUUUUACUACACAAUGCCUAGGUAUCCUCUCAUGGCUCCCAUGGAUUGUAAAGCAUAGAAUUUAAAGAACAAGCGAAAAAGACAUGUCCCACUGGGUUUGUUUACUGAACACAGUCCUGUAAGCACUCUUAAACAGCAAAAUCCUCCUACAUUUCUAACAAUAUCAUUUGUUAUUUUAUAAAAUAAUUAGCUGUUUUAUUUUUAUAUGCUGUCAUAUAUACAGUAUUUAUCAGCUGAGGUUUUUAUGAUGCACACCAGCUAGAGUAUCUGACAUUGGUUCAUUUCAAAUUCAAAUCUAUCCUAGAAAAAACUCCCUUUCGACACAUACUGUACACAUGCAAUGUGGUGUACGAACCUCAAUGCUAAAACUACUUCUAUAUGCAGGCUGUCGUUAUAGACAGGUUCGAUGGCACUUCACAGGUUGUUUGCAGGUGCUCUUUCGGGUAUUCAAGAGUUGAGUGUUAUGUUUGCAUGUUUCUCGUGCAAAAAUGACUGGCAUUGAGAUUCUGGCACUUGAAGGCUUUUAAUUACCUCACUGGCAUCAAAUUUAGAAAACUUUCAGAUAAGGGAACAUGGCUUUACUGUAAAAUCUCAUUACAGUAACCCAUUCAGGUCUUCACUCUCCAUAUGAAGUGGCUGUAUUCUACUUGUAGGGUUUUAUUGAAGGCAAUCAUUAACGUGUUCUGUUUGGAAGCACUGAGCUAUUGGCUAAACUCAUUAGACACAAGACUUUUCCAAGAACUUUUCCAAAAUAAUAAUGCAAAUCCAUGCAGGACCUAAGAUAGGUCAAGGUACUGGCUGGCCAACCAGGUGUAAACCAGCCUUUCCUUCCUGGUUGGGACUCAACAGGUUGUGGGUUAUCUGAUGGCAAGUUUAGCAGAACCAAUUGAUUAUGAAUGGAUUGCAUUCAGUUUUCCCUUACUAUGCACUUGCCAAAAACAAUCAUUAAUGUAACUAGGAUACAUACAGAUUUUGUAUUUAAUAAAAUGUUUUUGUUUUAAUUUUACAUUGGGAGUGAAUUACCAGCCCAGUGUUAUGCUGCUGCCUAAUAAUAUUGUAUAACAACCUUUGCAAGGAAUAGAAAUAAGUCUCCUGUUGCACAGCACUUUGAUCCAUUCCAGUUUAAUAAGACACACCUGAGCUUGUUACAUAUACACUGUGGUUAAUCAAGCUUAUUGUAAAAGCUGGAAUGGGUGAAACUGCUGUGCAAUCAGAGUCUUAUUCCAUCCCUACUUUGUUGGACUGUUCUUAAGGUCCCUGCAGAUCUGCACUGGUUAGUGACAAAAGGACCGUCAUGCAGCACUGUGUUUAUUUCACCUUGAGGAUGAACAGUUAUGUAAUUACAACCUCAAGACUGGAGAAAGCAUGGUGCAAGAAAUGAAAAUAUAUAUGUCAGGGAUUGGAACAGUCAUGUAGCCAGUUGUGUGUCAUGUAGCCAAAACUGUAACAAGGGGAAGGAUUUGUUUGUAUGUUUUUUUUGUGUUUUUUUUUUUGUUACAAAAUUCUUAAACUGUGAUAAUUUUGACUGAUUUAUUUUUAUUCAUGAAACACUGUCAUUUCUGAAAUUGGAGUCACAUCAUGUAGCUGAGAUACGUAAUACAUGCAUGUGCACACACGCACAAGCACACACACACACACACACACACGCACAAGCACACACGCACACAGACACACACACAGAACUAUUGAUGGCACUAGAAGUGCUCAUUUGUGUUGAUUAGCGUUUGGAUUAAGAAAGGAAGUCUUACACUCAUAAGGUGCAGCAAGCACUACAGCUGCAUGUGUAGGUCUUGCUAACUCCCACAGUUACUGAACAGCACCAAGAGGUCUUGUCAAUUGUUGACAAAAUGUGCAAAUUUCUAUUUGAAACCUCUUGUUACUCUUGUCAGUCUAGAACAGUUUCAUUUACUUUAGUCUUGUUUUAAUUAGUCUUUUAGUUUAUGGGGAGUUGUUUUUUCUUGUUGAUAAUGCAUUAGAUUUAUAAGCUGUUUACAUAUUUUUGUACAAAAAAUAUAUUUUUAUAUAUUGGACAUAAAUACAUAUAAACCCUUGAAAAAAAGAUCAAAUGGUGCCGUCGUGUAUCUCACUCAAGUUUGGACCAGGGUACCUGCCUGUUUCCUUUACUUAUUUAAUGAUGCAAUUGUAGAUAUGCUUUUUAUUGUUUUCAGUUUUUGGUUUGGUUGUAAAUGUUCUUAAAAAUAAUAUAGUCUAUUAUACAUGUCUUUUUUUCAUGAUAGACUGCAAGCUUUGGAUAGGUAUAUAGUGAGUUGUAAAAUAUGGAUAUAUAUAUAUAUAUUUUUUAAAUGCUUUUAAAAGACUUCUUGCAGGGUUAUUUUAAAAAUGUAGCUUUCUUUCUAAAAAAUUGUCGUGAUCAGGGGGGAGAGUGAGAGAGGUUUGAAAACGAUAGCAUGCUGUAUUGCAGUUCAACAUGUUUGACGGGUUAUUCGGGAUGCUUAUGUUUGAAAGUUUCUUCUGUAUGUCAGAUUUGUGGGUUAGAAAUAAGAAAUCAAACUCAUUGCAUUGCCAUUUGAGAUACUUCAGAUUUCACAAUGAGCCUGUUGUUAAUCACGCCUGAGCUAGAAUAAACCAACCACAGAGGCAUUGCCAGGCUCAACCAUAAUUCAUAAAGCUCACAAUAAAGUCUGGAAUGGCUUGAGUCUUGUUUUCAUCCCUGGCUGGUGAGCACCAUUUCGUAGCCUGCCAUGCUGUCUCCUAAAUGCUUUUCACAGGUCAUGUCAAAAUGUCCAAAAACACUGAUGCCAAAAGAGGUGAACUGUAUCUUCCACAGACUGGUCCCUGUCUAAACCCUUUGAAUCCCAGCUGAGAAUGGGCUCUGUGGGCAUUGUAGAGCAGCAGAGUAAGGAGGCAUUUUUGACGUUUGGGUUUGUGAUGUUUACAGAGCAGAUGGGUUCUUGGUUGUGCACAAGGCAGAGCGGUAGCACUGUGCUCACAUGUUGCUUUACAGGCAUGCAUGUUAUCACAAAGGGAUCUUGUAUUAUCUUUUAGUUUUUUUUCUAUUUUUAUAUAUAUAUAUAUAUAUAUAUAUAUAUAUAUAUAUAUAUAUAUAUA
Molecule: messenger RNA, 6274 nt
Organism: Polyodon spathula (Mississippi paddlefish)
Lineage: Eukaryota; Metazoa; Chordata; Actinopteri; Acipenseriformes; Polyodontidae
Product: zinc finger protein Helios-like
Exons: 8
Coding region: 501-2087 (528 amino acids)
Biological process (GO): regulation of transcription by RNA polymerase II
Molecular function (GO): RNA polymerase II cis-regulatory region sequence-specific DNA binding; DNA-binding transcription factor activity
Source: RefSeq, a predicted model, not a curated record